Molecule: messenger RNA, 4191 nt
Organism: Mobula hypostoma (lesser devil ray)
Lineage: Eukaryota; Metazoa; Chordata; Chondrichthyes; Myliobatiformes; Myliobatidae
Product: endonuclease domain-containing 1 protein-like
Exons: 2
Coding region: 1775-3157 (460 amino acids)
Molecular function (GO): metal ion binding; nucleic acid binding; hydrolase activity
Source: RefSeq, a predicted model, not a curated record
GCAUUAUUUAUUUACUUAUUUGCAUAUCAGUUGUCGGCCUUUGUUAUGUAUAGCUUUUCAUAAACUCUAUUCUAUUUCUUUAUUUUCCUGUAAAUGCCUGCAAGAAAAUUAACCUCAGGGUAGAGAUUGGUGACACGUAGUGAUAUAUACAGAUAUUUUGAUAAUAUAUUGAUUUUGUUCCAUAGUCCUAUAAUAGCAGAUAGAAGCUGUCCUCGAGUCUGGUGGUAUGUGCUUUCAGGCCUUUGCAUCUUCUUUCCAAAAGAACAUAGAAUGUUCCAGCACAUUCCAGGCCCUUUGGUCCACAUUGUUGUAUGGUAGGACCUGUUAAUCUCCAAAAGACACUGGAGCAAAAUUGAGCCGUUUGGCCUAUUGAAUCUGCUCCACCAUUCUAUCAUGGCUGAUUUAUUAUACUUUUCAAACCAUUCUCCAACCUUCUCCCCGUAUCCUUUGACGCCCUGAUUAAUGAACCCCCUAUUAACCCCUGCUUUAGAAUUACCCAAGGACUUGGCCUCCACCGCGGUCUGGGCAAUGAAUUCACCACUCUCUGGUUAAAGAAAUUCCUCCUCAUCUCUGUUCCAAAGGGACGUUCUUCUAGGGCAGGGGUUCCCAGCCAUAUUUUAUGCUACCAUUAACCAGGGGGUCGGUGAAUCCCUGUUCUAGGGUGAUCUGUAAUUGCAAGCUGUCAUCUCCUCUAGACGUGUUACACAGCAGCAGUUGUUGUUGCAAGGGGCGGUAUACACAUCACUAAGAAUCUCACCUGGUCUGUACAUACCGGCUGUGUAGUGAGAAAAGCGCCACGGCGCCUCUUUCACCUCAGACGGCUGAAGAAGUUUGGCAUGAGUCCCCGAAUCCUCAUGACUUUCUACAGGGGACGAUUGAAAGCAUCCUGGCUGUCCGUGUCACCGCCUGGUACGGGAACUGUACUUCCCUCAAUCGCAGGGCACUCAGUGCGGAGAGUGGUGUGGACCCUCCGUGGAUGUGAACUUUCCUCUGUUCAGGACAUUUACAGCAGCAGGUACGUAAAACGGACCCAGGGGAUCAUCAUGGACUCCAGACACCCCAACCACAAACUGUUUCAACUGUUUCCGUCUGGCAAACGGUACCGCAGCAUUAAAGCCAGGACCAACAUUCUCCGGGACAGCUUCUUCCACCAGGCGAUCAGAUUUAUCAAUACACAUUGAUCUGUUUGUGUAUCUGACUGAUUACAUGUAUACAAAACAAUUAUGUAUACAGUUUUAGUGUUUGGGCACUACAAUCCCACAUUCCCCCUUUUUAUUGCUUGUACAUAUCGACGGAGACGCACCAUAAAGAUUUUUACUCCCUCGUGUUGCGAGAUGGAUGUAAGAAAUGAAAUAAAUUCUAAGAAUUCUGAAUUCUGAAGGACAAUAUGUUGGAACAAACUACAGUUCCCGGCAAACCUCCUGCAUGUCAACAAAGCUCCAUUUCUGGUUCAGAGGGACAUCCUACUGAACGCCCAAUGAUGCCAUCCGGCGCAAUGCAGUUUCUUGUUUGCCUCUGUGCACCGGGCACUAGACAGAGGACUACUGUGUCCGGCUCCGCGGCGGCUCCUGCACCGGGAGGUCAUGGUUAGAAACUGUCCCCUUGCCCCACCACUGGCUCCCUGCAGCUUGUGAGGACCAGCCCGUGUCUUGGUUGAGGUGCUGCAGCGGAGAGAGGAAACGAUAUCGAAAGCAUCCCCGCCUCGCCCCCAACGCUUUGGACCACCGCUUGGCUGGCUCUGCAGGUUUAGUCCCGCCGUGUGCGCAGACUGACCAUGAAUCCCGGAGGUCUGCUCUGCUUCCUGCUCCUGGCUGCUUCUCGUCCCGGGAUAGUGCGGGGCAAGGUGGUGAAAGAUUUCCAGGAAUGUAACUGGUUCUUCCGGGAUAAGGUGUCGCCGCAGGGAUUUGGAAAUGAUAGCGCGAGCAACCUGGUCAGGAUCUGUCAGAAGUACAAGAACGAUUAUCACUUUGCCACCCUCUAUCAGACAGACCACCGGAUCCCGAUGUACUCCGCCUACCGCUACCCCUGCUCCAUGGGCCAGGACGAGGCUCACAGACCCGCUGCCUGGUUUCUGGAACCGCAGAUCGAUAAUCUAAAUCUCCCAGACGAAAUGGCGAACAAUAUUAACUCUCUUGGCAAGCUGCAGGCACUGAACUCAGAUUAUAAGGGCGAAGAUUACCAACGGGGCCAUGUUUACCCAUUUAAACUUAAUAACAAGACAAGUGGUACAAGCACCUGCACACUUACCAAUGCAGUCCCCAUGACCCCGAAGGCGAAUAAGAUUUGGUACCGCAAGGUGGAAGCCGUAGUGACAAAGCUGGCGGGAGCAUGCCAUAAAUCGGGUCGGGUAAUGUACCUGGUAACAGGUCCUGCCAACAUCACGGAGGAGAAACUGAAGGGAAGGGUCUCGGUGCCUGGAUUUGCAUGGACGGCUCUCUGCUGCGCCUUCCCACAGGAUCAGAGUGAAGAUCCCUGUCAGAGUACCCCCAUGAGUGCAGAACUGGAAGGGGAGAAUGAAGUGACGUAUAACAAAGACUACUCAUUGGCGUUCAUGAAAGAUUUGGAGUCGGAGGCGGAGGCGGAACAUCUAACAGUGAAUGAGCUACAACGCCAGCUGGGUGUGGGCAAUAUCUUUAACAGCUGUGGCUCAGGCAGCCAGGCUGAGGAAGAGAUUUUUGAAGAGAUCAAAGAUCUUAUCAAACAAAUAAAAAUCAGUGUGGCUGAUCCAAUGUUGGAAGAAGACAGUUUACCACAGCCACUUUCCAAAGAGAAUGAUGGUAAUGACUUGGUGAUACAGCCAAUUGCAGCUCCAUUGGAACUAGCCAGUGAAGAGGCGAAUGAGGCCAUUUGUCCAUCUAUCAUCACCACAAUCUUUAUUCCCUUCAAAAACAUUGCCCAUGCAACCAUGAUCUUUGCCCAACUCUUUGCAGCUGUCCUCCGAGUUGUCCGAGUCCUGGCUGUCACAGUUUUAAGGAUCCCUUUUGGGAUUAUCUACAGUACUGUCAGCUGUUUUACCACCAUGGCUAAGUAUUUGAUUGUCACGGUGUUCUCAGUUCCCCAAGAUCUCUUGUGUAUUGUGGUCAGCAUUGUAUCAGACACCACUAAUGUCAUCUCUUGGGUUGGCAGAUUGAUCAGGUAUUUCAUCAGAAUUUUAUAAGUCUUCACACAAAGGCUCUCUGGUGCUUUGUGAAGGGCUUGCCUUUCGUAUGGAGAGACUAUUUAUCCACCAGUUCCAGCUUCCAGGGAUCGCCAGUCACCACCACUAACAUGCUCUGAGGAUUCUUCCCUUGCCCACUAAAAGAGAUACUACCCUUAGCCUUCAUAUACUUCAGGAAGCCCUGCUUUGACCAAACCUAGAUGGUUCUAUAGUGGUUGAUGUGUAUCCCUCACUAAUAUGGUUUAUCUAAUCGUUAUUGGAGUGCUGUUAUUGGGAGCUUGCUGUUUGCAAAUUGCCUGCCUCAUUACCUAUAUCUCAAAGAGGAUGACAGUUUGCAUUUCUGUCAUGAAACGUUAAACUAUGUUUUUCUCUCUCCACAGAUGUUGCCUGGCCUGCUGGGUAUUUCCAGUCAUUUCUCUCUUUAGGCCAGAUUUUGGGCAUCUGAUGGUAUUUUGCUUUAGUGCUCUUCACAGGUAUUUAAGAUUGUCCGUUAAGGAAAUUGGAAUAUGCUUGCUAAAUCAAUCUUCCAGCAUCUAGGCUUCCAAUUUUUCUCGCAUGAAGUUUCAUUGUUAACCUACUGCAGCGCAGAGUUCCUAAAGGGAUUAUUAUUCACACUAUUUGUGAAACUCAGUCUUGGUUGUUGACAUGGCCAGUUAGCUUCUUUAUGGAAGCGCUGUGAAGAUGGUAGUGGAAGAUUGGAGAAAACGUUGAAGACUAAUGUGUUAAUGAAAAUUAAGGCUGUGUCAAAGCCUUAUGGUCAACACACUCAUCUUGCAGGAGUAAUGAAAAGAGUCAUAGAACACUACAACACAAAAACAGGCCCUUCAGCCCAUCUAGUCUAUGCCAAACUAUUAUCCUGCCUAAUCCCAAUGACCUGCACCUAGACCAUAGCCCUCCAUAUCCCUGCCAUCUGUGUACCUAUCCAAAUUUCUCUUAAAUGUUGAAAUCAAACCUGCAUCCACCACUUGUGGUGGCAGCUCAUUCUACAAUCUCACUCCCCUCUGAGUUAAGAAGUUCCACUUAAACAUUUCCCC